UGGUUUCCCUACGUGAUGCCACAUGCCAGGAUGAAGUCCCCGUCAGAGCCGUGGUGGCAGAGCUGGACCACCCCCUGCAGAGCGACACGGGGGAUCGAGUGCCGAGGGAAAUGAACUGGCUUUUCAUUUUUCCUGAUGCUGCAAAUGAGUUCCCCAAAGGCACGGGGGAAUGUUUAAGUUAAAAAGACAAACAAACAAUGAGCUGCUUACUGAUGAGUGCUGAUUAUGAGAUUGAGACAGUGAAGCUGGCCCGCUUAGUGUUCAGCAAACUGCAUGAGAUCUGCAGCAACUGGGUGAAAGACUUUCCCCUCCAGCCGAAGCCCCACCGCUACUACGAGACAUCCAUCCACGCCAUCAAGAACAUGCGCAGGAAGAUGGAAGACAAGCACGUCUGCAUCCCGGACUUCAACAUGCUCUUCAACCUUGAGGACCAAGAAGAGCAAGCUUAUUUUGCAGUGUUUGAUGGUCACGGGGGAGUGGAUGCUGCCAUCUACGCCUCCAUCCAUCUCCAUGUCAACAUGGUCCACCAGGAGAUGUUUCAGCAUGACCCAGCAGAGGCACUGUGCCGGGCUUUCCGGGUGACCGACGAGCGCUUUGUCCAGAAGGCAGCCAGAGAGAGUCUGCGUUGUGGAACCACUGGGGUGGUGACCUUCAUCCGAGGAAACAUGCUGCACGUGGCUUGGCUUGGGGACUCCCAGGUUAUGCUCGUGAGGAGAGGCCAAGCUGUGGAACUGAUGAAACCCCACAAACCAGAUCGAGAGGACGAGAAGAAGCGCAUCGAGGCACUUGGUGGCUGCGUGGUCUGGUUUGGAGCCUGGAGGGUGAAUGGGAGCCUGUCAGUCUCCAGAGCUAUUGGGGACGCCGAGCACAAGCCAUAUAUCUGUGGGGACGCAGACUCUGCCUCCACUCUACUAGAUGGCUCUGAAGACUACCUCAUUUUAGCCUGCGACGGCUUCUACGACACGGUCAAUCCCGAUGAGGCAGUCAAAGUGGUGGCUGACCAUCUCAAGGAGAACAACGGCGACAGCAGCAUGGUAGCACAUAAAUUAGUGGCGUCCGCUCGGGACGCCGGUUCCAGCGACAACAUCACUGUCAUCGUGGUAUUUCUCAGGGACAUGAACGCAGCGGUGGCUGUUAGCGAGGAGUCGGACUGGACGGAGAACUCUUUUCAAGGUGGGCAAGAAGACAACGGGGAAGAUAAGGAAAACCACGGAGACUGCAAACGGCCCUGGCCCCAGCACCAGUGCUCAGCGCCCGCAGACCUGGGCUACGAGGGGCGAGUGGAUUCCUUCACCGACAGAACUACCUUAAGCAUAGGAUCCAGCGUUCACCCCUUCGAUGAUCAAGGCUAUUUAGACCUGACAAAAACAGAAACUCGUACACCUCAGAGUGCCAAACGUCUGCCACCCCUUCAAGCGUUUAGCCCCGACAAACCAAAGAGUGUGGAUUUGCUCAACGGCUUCGCGGCGAAGAAGGAAUCCCCGCAGCGGAUUGUCCCCGUGUCCUCCCUCUGCGGACAGAGCGGUCCCAGGGGGUACCCCGCUCCUCUCACCUUGGGUGCUGCAGGGCAGAGCGUCUCCAGGGCGAAGGGUUUAUCCCCCAUCUUCUUUGGGCUGGAAGAUGAACUGUUCAAACCCCUGGGCAAACGAGCCGCAUCGUCCUUUCCCUUCCGACCCUGUAACGGGAAGAGGCGACGAGGAGCCAGGCUCACACCAAAGUUUCACACGUUGCUCUCAGCUCACGAGCCUUCCCACAGAGAAGGAUGGGGUCUGUCCUUACCCCUGCGGGGCUGCGGGGGCAGGAGGCUGUCGCUGAGACACUCCUCCCCGUGGUGGAGGCUGCCCCCCGGCCACGGCGCUCGCAGCCAGAGCAUGUUUUUGCUGCGAAGGCAAAGUCAUUGUAUACCAGAUUCAUCCCUUCAUCAACGCUGUAAAAUGUAACCAUCUCCCUCAUGUUUCCCCCCCCCCCCC
Molecule: messenger RNA, 1970 nt
Organism: Calidris pugnax (ruff)
Lineage: Eukaryota; Metazoa; Chordata; Aves; Charadriiformes; Scolopacidae
Gene: PPM1E
Product: protein phosphatase, Mg2+/Mn2+ dependent 1E
Exons: 6
Coding region: 198-1940 (580 amino acids)
Biological process (GO): negative regulation of protein kinase activity; protein dephosphorylation
Molecular function (GO): protein serine/threonine phosphatase activity; cation binding
Source: RefSeq, a predicted model, not a curated record